CGAAGAAGAGAGAGAGAGAGAGAGAGAGAGAGAGAGAGAGAGAGAGAGAUCAAGAAGAAGAUGAGUGGGGAUGGCAUGCGUUUCCGGCCAACUGACGCCGAGCUGCUAAAGAUGUUACGGCAGUUCACUGACGGAGACUACACCGGCGGCCUCGUGGAGCGACGUCAUCUCUACGCGGAUGAAGAGCCCUGGGAGAUUUGCACCGGCCGUGGCACGGCCGCAGCCGACGACAACACCUGGUACUUCUUCACGGAGCUGAAGCGGAAACCGGCCACUAAGGGCCCGGGGAAGAGGUUUUUCCGCUCCGUGGGGAAGGGGACGUGGCACGGGACGAGUAAAGUUGAGACUAUUUUCAACCCCGAUCGGAAACAGGCUCUCUUAGGGUUCAAGAGGAACUUCACCUACUGGCGGGGAGAUGACGAGGAGCGCAAGGGCGAAUUCGUCAUGAGCGAGUUCUCUCUCCCGGAAGGCACCGUCAAGUCCGACCGCAAAGAUUUCGUCAUAUGCCGGUUGAAGAGGAAGAAGAGAGGACCAAUCCACGACGACAACGUUGAUGCCGCGGAGGACGCGCCAAGAAUGAUGCUAGUGUUACAAGAACAAGAAAACAACAACGAUGAUGACGUGUCGUUUUCGUACGACGAGCUGUUCGGCGGAAUAGAGGUCGAAGACAUGACCGCCGCCCCCGCCUUGUUACAAAAUGAUGAUGCCGCAAGUAAUGAGACAUGUCCAUGCACCACCAAUACGGCGGCGGCGGUGGCGGCGGCUCCUCUUAGUGGGGUUUCUGGUGAUACAGCAUGGACGCUAGAGAUGGUGGAAGAUUUCUUGCUAAAAGACGACGACGCGGGGACGCAGCGGCUAGUGCGGCGGAGAUUCAAGAAGAUAAUGGAUGGUUUUCGAGCAUGAUGGAUGACUUUGAAGUAGAACACGGCGGUGGUUCGGUGGCUGCAUCACCCGGCCAUAUGAGUUUUGAUCAUAAUUUUGAUGAACUGUUUGUGUAAUGGAAUGAUUUGUAAUCUUUCCGGGUUUUCUAACGGUUCUUUCCCGGAUCGUAUCAAAAGAGUCGAACCGCAUAGGGUUUUAGAGGUCGAGUCUUUCAACAUCACAUUAAUACAUACAAUUAAAAGUUGAUCCA
This is a messenger RNA of Cuscuta campestris, 1132 nucleotides long. The record is from the annotation of a GenBank genome assembly. Lineage: Eukaryota; Viridiplantae; Streptophyta; Magnoliopsida; Solanales; Convolvulaceae.